AUGGAUCACCGACCGCAACAAUGGGGCCGUCCCAGAGACGACGUCUACGGCGCCUACGAUGCUUCAUACAUGCAGAACAACGGCCCAAACCAACACACGCAGCAGCCCAUCGUCACGGGAACGUCCGUAGUAGCCAUCAAGUUCAAGGACGGCGUCGUGAUUGCGGCCGAUAACCUGGCAUCCUACGGCUCCCUCGCCCGCUUCACCAACGUCAAGCGUCUGCGCACCUUCGCCGGCACCUCCGUGGUUGGCUUCGGCGGCGACGUCUCGGACAUGCAAUACCUCGACCGCCACCUGAACGAGCUCGCCAUCGACGAAGCCUACACGUCGGAGGCGGGUCACACGCUUAACGGCCGCAACCUGCACAAGUACCUGUCGAAGUUGCUCUACCACCGGCGCUCCAAGUUCGACCCGCUGUGGAACCACUUGCUGGUCGCCGGUCUUGACGAGGACGACAAGCCGUUCCUCGCUGCUGCCGACCUGCUCGGCACCACCUUCACAUCACCUAGUUUGGCUACAGGUUUCGGCUCGGUUCUUGCUCAGCCUAUCAUGCGCCGGUAUGCGCCGGAUGAGGAGAGCGCGGCAAAGUUGACUAAGGAGGAGGCGGUGGAUAUUAUCAAGGAGUGUAUGAAGGUCCUGUUCUACCGCGAUGCGCGUAGUAUGGAUGAGUACUCGAUUGCGGUGGUUACGAAGGAGGGGGUUGAACUCAAAGAGAAUGAGAAGCUCGAGAAGCAGAGCUGGGCUUUUGCUGAUCGGAUCAAGGGGUACGGAACGCAGACUGUGUAG
Molecule: messenger RNA, 786 nt
Organism: Pseudomassariella vexata
Lineage: Eukaryota; Fungi; Ascomycota; Sordariomycetes; Amphisphaeriales; Pseudomassariaceae
Product: 20S proteasome subunit
Exons: 3
Coding region: 1-786 (261 amino acids)
Cellular component (GO): proteasome core complex
Source: RefSeq, a predicted model, not a curated record